CUUGCCGGGCUUCGGAUCUGCGCGUGCGCGAGGUGACAGAUUGGUUCCACCGGAGGCAUGGAAGGAGACGCGGCCCGGGGGUGCCUGUCGAUGGAUGGCUUUGCUCGGGUAGCUGAAGCCGGCGUCUCCAGCCCCGAGUUCACAUCUCUUUGCUCUUGGCUAGUUUCCGAGCUCCGCAGCCUUUGCCCGCUCGAAGAGGACGUGAAUCCCACUCGUGGUCCUGAGGAUGCCGAGACCUUCCAGAUCGAAGUGAGCGGCCUCCUUGGAGAGCUGCAUUGUCCCUACUCCUCAUUGACUGCGGGGGACGUAACAGCCAGGCUUAGCACGCCGGAUAGGUGCCUUCAGCUCCUGUAUUUUUUGAGCUCGGAGCUCCUUGCCGCCCGGCUGCAGGCUCGGAAGACGCCCCGUUCGCCACCGGAAAAAGAAGACCGAGCCGGCGAAGCGGUGAACGAGCUCCAACUCAUCUGCCAAGCCCUGGGAAUGACGGACCUCGAUCCAGGCUGCCCAGUCCAUCAGGCCAUGGCUGACAUAGAAGCCAAGAUUUCGGAGGCGCUUUCUUCACUACCCCCUGAGCACCAGCAGAUGGCGCCGCUCCUAAAGGCCACGCUGACCUCCAAGGAAUGGGGGGCGCUGGAGGGCAUCCGGGACGUUCUGUGCACAGAGUAUCGGUGCCGCCGACGCAUGAUGGCUACUCGUCUCGACGUCACCGUCGCGUCCUUCCAUUGGUCCGAGAGGGCAAAGGACCGCAGCGGAGCUAUGUCAGAGGCCUUCAAACCCUUGCGGCAGUCUUUGCUGGAGGAGUCUCAGGUCACCUUUCCCCACCUGCUGGCAGCGCGGGAGGACUUCUCCCGCAUUGUGAAGACCAGCAGCGGGGCUUCACGGGACAAGACAAGCUGUGCCGUCAACAAGGUGCUGAUGGCUGGGGACGUCCCGGACCGCGGUGGGCGGCCGAAUGAGAUUGAACCCCCUAUGCCCGCGUGGGAGAAGAGGCGAGAAGGAGGAAGAGGGGGCGGCCAACAGCGAUGGGGCAAGCGGAGCAAGAAGAAGAAGAAAUAGCAAGGGGGAUGGAUCCUGACCUCCUCCUCCGGCGUGGGGUAUGGUCAAAACUACCCUUAACUUUAGGGCGGGGAAGAGGCUUCAGGAAGUUUGCUGCAGCAAGGAUGAGCGGUGGAUACAGACCCCAAAGCCCAGCCUUCACCAAAGGUGGUUUCAGUUUUGCUUUUCCCCAGGAUGCGGGGAAAUGCAGUUUACAAGAAAGGUGCUGAUUACGUUGAACUUGAGACAGUGGGCAGGGGCAUGUGCGUUAACAUCAGACGUCUCGCCCCUGCCUUCACUUGCUUUAAAGUUGUUGAACACAGAUGUUUUGUGUUGCCCCCAUUAUAGCUUGGUACCAGAUGAAUGACAUCUCCCAGCAUCCCCAGUUAGUUGGGGGCCAGUGAUCAGGUGUGAAGGGAGUUGGGGGCCAAUGUCCUGAGGGCCACAUGUUCCCCUUCCCCGAUCUAGUUAAUACACAACUUACAAGGAUGAAGGAACAAGAGGCGCUGGCAAAAGUCUGGAUUUCUCAAGGUUUCUUUUUUGGGCUUUAGAUGCCAGAUGUGGGUAGGAAGCAACCUUCCCUUUUGGGCUGGAUGGGCAGCACUUAUGAGAAAUCCAGCUUUAGAAAUGUCCCAUUAGAUUUAAUCAGACAAUGUAGGAAGAGGGAAGGUACUGUUUUGGGAUUUUUAAGCACAAACCCAAACUUCUUUGUAUCUUUUCCUGCUGGAUUAUCCACAGGGUGGCUCAGUUGUAACAGCCAAUGAGUAUGGGGUUUUGUUUGAAUGGUGCCAGUUAAUUUUUGUCCUUGUUUUGAAGGGACAGGAUUGAAAAUUGCCAGGCUGGGUUCAGUAUAACACUAAGAGAUUAAACAUUUUCCUUGUAAUU
Lacerta agilis (Sand lizard) is the source of this 1920-nucleotide messenger RNA. It is a transcript of the gene TSLIG3C, whose product is annotated as family with sequence similarity 98 member C. The transcript has 8 exons. Lineage: Eukaryota; Metazoa; Chordata; Lepidosauria; Squamata; Lacertidae. Gene Ontology annotation, cellular component: tRNA-splicing ligase complex. The record is from RefSeq and is a predicted model, not a curated record. Bases 58 to 1056 code for a protein of 332 amino acids.